AUGGACAACAACCCUGGUCUGAUCAAUGGUCUGGCAUCUCCAGCCUUGCUGGUUAUGGUGACUUCUUCUGAAGGUCCCCUUGGGGGUACGCAACAGCCACCUCAUUAUACAGUCCCAAUGUCCAUGGAGAAACCCCCUCAAAUCACCUACCUAAGCCCAGCUUACCCUCUCCUGUACCCACCUCAGGAGCACAUGAACUCUACCUGCCCCCCUCAACUUCUUCCGCUUCCCCCACAAUAUGGACAUCAUCGUCUGGACCGGGCAGGAGUGGGGGUUUUGGGGUACGGAGCACUUCACCCCUUUGGUGCUUUCCGUCUAUCAGAGGGAGUGGAGAGACUCCAGCCUGGAUUUUUGAACCCUAAAAGGAUGAAGGGCGAUGCAGAGACCCUCCAGAUCCGAUAUCUUCCCAUGGAAACAGGGAUGGAGGUUCCUCGUGUUCAAGGAGGUUCUGGGAUCCCCCAAAUAUCUCACAGAAGUUCUCCCAAAGCAAGGUCAAGUGCGCACAAAAAAGAUAAGAAGUCCUCGGUCCCAUUGUCCCUACUGUGUCCUCUGUGCCACAGACACCUUCAGAAAGAUGAGCUGUCGCUGCACUUGCAAGAAGAGUUGGAACAUCUGGAGCAGCUCUCUGACAGUGAGACGGAUGCACAGUUGGAAGCCACACAACGUAUCAUCUCGCAGUCCCCAGUGCUAGGGAGGACUUCUCCCAGUGACUCACCAUUAAUGACCUCAGAAGAUGGGCAGAAACUUGACAGGCAACAAGUUUAUCAACAAGUUAAAAUCAACCGAGAGGAACGUCUUGGAGCCCGAGCAGGAAGGUGUAAAAGAGGCCGAGUGCAUACAGAGGAGACUCACAGUGAUCUCACGCAGGGGAUUACGCCUAUUAAGAUGGUCUCAGAGGAAAGCCAAUGGGAGGACGAGGCCAGGACUCCCGAGAAACCAUUGUCCCAUGAAGCAGACUGUCAGGCGUCUCCCGGCAGCGGCUUGUCCAGCCCCAGCGAGGAAUCUGAUAACGAGAACAUUUCUGCCACCCACCCAUCAAGGGACCUGAGUUUAGAGACGCUGAGACUCAAAAUACAGGAACUGACAGAAAAAUUACGAAAUGCAAAUACCUGCCACAUCUGCCUGGAUUCAUACAGUGUCCCCGUCACCUCCAUCCAGUGCUGGCACAUUCACUGCGAGGGAUGCUGGCUGCGAUCGCUGGGCGCGAAAAAGCUAUGUCCCCAGUGCAACACCAUCACAUCCCCCAGCGACCUGCGCAGGGUGUACUUAUGACCUGCAGAGCAUUGCACCAUUGAUGUCACAUCCUACAGACCGAUCCACAGACGCCCGUCACAACAAUCAGAGCAUUUUAAACCAGGAUGUCUCAUCUGAUUUUGCAUACCAGGGAACUCUCUAGGGGUUGACCCGGAGUCUCUAGGCGACGCUCUGCUUCCC
This is a messenger RNA of Spea bombifrons (plains spadefoot toad), 1434 nucleotides long. RefSeq names its product E3 ubiquitin-protein ligase Rnf220-like. Gene Ontology annotation, molecular function: metal ion binding; ubiquitin protein ligase activity. Gene Ontology annotation, biological process: protein ubiquitination. Bases 1 to 1272 code for a protein of 423 amino acids. The transcript has 11 exons. The record is from RefSeq and is a predicted model, not a curated record. Lineage: Eukaryota; Metazoa; Chordata; Amphibia; Anura; Pelobatidae.